Molecule: messenger RNA, 6391 nt
Organism: Caenorhabditis auriculariae
Lineage: Eukaryota; Metazoa; Nematoda; Chromadorea; Rhabditida; Rhabditidae
Source: the annotation of a GenBank genome assembly
AUGGACGAUUUUCAAAGAUGGUUCGGCGGUGGUGGAUUCAUGCGAAUGGGAGGGGUCAGGUGAAAAAUUCAAAUUUCAAUUUUAGCACCAAUUUCUUCAGAAUAUACUGGUAUAAUUGAAAAAAAUGACAGUUUUCAGAAGAAAAAAAGAUUUUUUUAAAAAAGGAUAAUUAAAAAUCAAUGUCUUGAUUCUCCGUGAAAAGCUCAGAAUUUUUAUCAAAAAUCCUAGAUUUUAGUACUAAUUUACAACAGAAAAAUUUGAUUAUUUAAAAAAUUUUAUUUUCAUUUCAGAAAUUUUCAUGAAUCACCCUGAUUUUUGGUGUAAAAAGGCUUCCAAUUUUGACCUUGAUUCAGAAGAUUUAGCUCUGAAAAAGCUUUUUUUGACUUCAUAGUCCAAAUUUCUGAUUUCAGUCCGAGUUUGAUUCCAAUUUUAUAAAAUUUUCAUAAAUUGGCCUCAAUUUUAAAUUCGAAAUUCUUCAGUUUCAACUUCAAAGUUAUAAUACUGAAUAUUAAUGCAAAUUGUUUUUUUAAAGAAUAAAAAAACUCUUGGAUUUUUUUCCAAUCGUUUUCGUUUGAAAUAACUAUUUUUUCUUGAUUUUCCGAAAUAGUUUUCAAAAAAUCUUAUUUUUACCUGUUUUUAUGGAUCUUUAGUAAUGAGUUUUAACAAAGUUACUCAGUUUUUUUUUUCAUUUUUUUCAAAAAAAUUUAUAAAAUAACGGAUUCUUUUUUUCAAUUUUCUCACAGUUGAGCACAAAAAAAUCUUCUAUUAUUUAAAAAAACUUUCAUUUUUGCAGAUAUGAGGAAGAAUUUGCGUGUCAUACGGCCGCAUAUCUGCACAAUGCGACUGCCAAUAAAAUAAACGAAGUGAAUUUUGGCGGAAAGGUUUUUUUAGCGGAAAGAGAAAAGAAAGUAUAUUUUCCUUUGAUUCAGAUUUUAUUGCCAACAUCAGCUUUGGACAAGUUGCUGAGGUACAAUAUCCAAACGCCGAUGAUGUUCACGGUUGGUUUUUCAAGGGAAAGAAAAAAAAUUGAGGAGUGUAGUGAACGCGAUCUAUAAGCUGUGAAUUGAAGCAAUUUAACAGGAUAUUGCCAGUUUCGAUUGUCUGGAAAAGUAAAUUUUGAGCCAAAAUACCGACUUUUCUUAAAAAGAGUUGUCUGCAAUAUUUUUGUGACAGGAUUAUCUUGAAAAAAGCAAGUAAAUUUUUAUUAGUACAACUUUUUUAACGAAGGAAAGGCGCAAUUCAUAGAAUUUUCGAAGCAAAACACCUUUUUUUUGGGCUCUUUUUAGGUCCUAGAAGAAUUUUUCCAUUGGUAAAUUCAAAAACCACAAGGAAAAAAAUUUUUCUAUUAUUCUAGAAGAAUAUCGAUAAUAACCGAAAAAAAGGCUCAGAAAUCGAGAAAUAGUUGUUAAUUUAUUAAAUUGAGAAAUAAUUUUUUUCUUUAAAUCGUUAGAAAACAUUUUUACGUUAAGCUUGUGAAAAAUAGAGGGUCAAAAAAAUAUUUUUUUCAUGAGUUUUUCGCGCGAAGCUUGGAAAAAUUUUUCCCAGUGGUUUGCAAAAGUUUCAGUUUAAAGUUAAUGAAUUCUCAAAAUUCUGAAGUUCAGUUGAGUUUUUUGAAGCUUUUUUCAGCUUCUGUUUCUUUUGCGCUUUCAAAUUCAAACGUUUACAGUGAUAAAACUUUUUAAAAAAGGAAAAACAUGGAUAUUUUCAAAGCUAGGACUUUAUGAAAUUUUUGAAAGGCGAAAAAGUGUUUCCAAAUAUUCGUAGCUUCACAAAAAUCUACAUUUUUUCCAAAAGCAACUGUUUUUUUUUCAUAUUCCCACGUUUGAAGAAUGCUUUGUUCACCGAAAUUUUUAUCUAACUUAAAUUAAGGUAACAAACGUGGAAAAGCAACGGGUCACUCACGCCGGUGUCUUGGAAUUCUCCGCGCCAGAAGGCAACGCGAUUUUCCCGAAAUGGGUUUUUAGACUAUCAAAAAUCAGAAAAAGGACUAAUUUUUGAAUACUCAGAUGAUGGAUCAACUGCAGUUGCGGGAAGGCGAACGAGUACAAAUCCAAUCGAUUUCUCUGCCCAAGGCGACUUUCGCCAAGUUGAAACCGAUGUCAACGGAUUUCCUCAACAUUUCUAAUCCGAGGUUUGCAAAAAAAAUUUUAAAUUAAAGUCCGAGGUUUAUUAGAAGUCAGGAAACCACUAUGAUUAUGAGGAAAUCUGAAAAGAACCGACUAUAAAAAAAUUUUUUUUAGAGUGGAGCUUAGUUUUCAAACUAUCAUUUUCUAGAAUUUCAGUUCCUUGAAAAAAAGGCUUUCUUAAUAAAUUGAGAAAACGUUAGAAAGUUCUCCAGUUCUCUAUAAAAAACUUAGGUAUUAUUGAUUUUUAAAAAAGUGGGUCUCGCAACGAUUAGCCAAAUGAUUUGAGAAAAACUGAGGUUCUUAGGAACGCAAGAGUGGUCUCUAGACCAUUUUAACGAAAAAUCCUAUAGGGGACGAAAGCUCACUAUAGGGCUAAAAUUUAAGUGGUCUCCAUAGGUCCUCAGGAUCUGACCCCUAAUCUUUUGAAGCUUGAGCGAUCCCUAUAGGGGUCUUUUGACUUUUUUUUUGAUGUGAGUUAAAAAGGAGUAUAGAGUGUGCUCCCCUAGAGUAGCUACUUUUACAAGCUUCAGCGGCCCCUAUAGGAAAGGUAAGGUGCUCCCUUGAGGGGAACCUACAAGAGCCUCUUAAGUUGCCCCUCUAGUUACCACGUCCAAUCGAUGUUUUCCUAUUAAUUUUUCUUCAAAGAGAUCUCUGAAAGUUUUUUGCAGAGGAGAAUUAAUUUUUUACGAAAUUUUCCAGUUUAUUUUUGUGUUAUGGUUUCAAUACUGAAAUAAAUUGUUGUUGAUCCCUUUUUUGAAGUUUUUAAUCGAUUCAGAGCGGUUCUGGAAGUGGAACUUCGAAAGUACGCCUGCCUGACCAAGGGCGACAAAAUUCCGACCACCGUUAGUCGUUUUCCAAAUUUGAACUGGGUAGUUUGAAAUUUCCAGUACGCCGGUCAGACUCUCGAGUUCUUGAUCGUGGAUUUGAAGCCGUCGAACGCGGUUUGUAUCAUCGAAUGCGACGUGAAUUUGGAUUUCGAUGCACCCGAAGGAUACGUCGAACAGCCCAGAGCCGCCUCCACGGCCAAUAUCAAGGUGAUUUGGGGUGAAUUUGGUAGUUCUGAGGUGCGAAAUUGCUAAAAAAAAAUAAAGGGAGAAAGAAAAUCAGGCCACAUCCAGUUUAAAAAUGAAAAAAAAAGAAGUUGAGAAAUUCUGAACACACGUGGAACCGGACGGACGUUUAUUAGCAUUUCUAGUGAUAACUUAAGAGGCGUACUUUUUCACUCGGAUAAACGGAUGUUGUAUGUAGCAACCCGAGUUAUGUCGAGCAUUAAACUUUAAAUAGCAAUGAAAAGUUAUUCAAUAUUUGUCGGUCAAACUUUUUUUUUUCACAGUACUGAAUCCGUGGAUGCAAUAAAAAACUGCGCACAGUUAGGCAAUAAUCAAACAACUCCUUAAAAAAAUCCAUAUAAAAAAAGUGAAAUAUGCAUUUUAUUACACGGUAAUGUGAGUUUUCUCAAAUGAUUUCUAGAAAUUAUCAAAAUAUUCGGUUUUCGCGUUAGCGAGGAAUGCGUAAAAGUAAUUGCAGUACCUUCUUUUCAAUUUUGAAAAUUAUUUCUCAACGGCUUUGAGGGAUUUUUUUUUGGCUUCAAGGUGUCCAUUCUCAAAAGCUAGAAAGCUUAGGAGGUUGAGACUUCCAGGAUCUUCAAAGACCCAUCAAGAAGUUUUCUAACUAACUUUGGGAAAAUUCCCAAUUAAAACAAAAAGGGACAUUAUUUGUUAGAGGGCGACCUAUUGUCAGAAUUUUCCUCCUGAUAUUAUUUAGAAUAAAUGAAGAGGUGUAUUAAAAGUAUCUGGUUUUCGCUCACAUUUUCAAAUCCUUGCUAUGGCUCUCUGAUUUCUUUCAUAACCGUUUUCUCCUACAGCCAGCAGGACCGUCUGCGGCGGCGCUGGCCGAAAUGGCCGCCAGCAGCGCAGCCGUCCCGUUGGCGACCAGCAGCGGGACGGCGACCGUCUUCUCCGGAUCGGCACGUCGUCUGGAUGAGAAGAAGAAAGGCUCGUCGGUGAGCAUGAGCUCGGACGCCGGCGCGGCCGACAGCGGCUGUGUCUCUCCCAGCGACCUGCCGCAGAUCCCUCCCGUCGUCUGCAAUGAGGAAUAUCAGCCUGGUUCGUUUUUCAGAUAGUCUUUAUAUGAUCCACUUGCAUUUGGCUCGGGAAAGCCAACGGGCGGUUCAAGAUAGACCUAUCCGUGCGCCUUUAAUAAGAAACUUAUUUCAAGACUUUUUUCUCCCAAAAUUUUUUGAAUUGCCGCCAAAACGCGGCGUAACCGCUUCGCACCAGAACUGCGAAUGCUGCGCUGACUUGAGGAAACUUGCGCGGCUAAAGUAGAUCGCAAUGAUUCCUUAUGCGCCUUUAAUAAGGGCCGUUCGUGAUGACUUGUUUUCUCAUAUUAAAAAGUUUUCAAAUUUUUGAAUUGCCGCCAAAACGCGUCGUAUUCGCUUUGCACAAGGAUUGUGAAAGCUGCGCUUGCUUGGGGCAAAUCGCACGGCGUAAAAAAAAUGCGGUGACUCCCCAUGCGCCUUUAAUAAAAGUAGGGUCCGCAAGCCAUUUCUUCAAAACGAUCCAAAAAAUAUGCUUUUUACACUAUUCGAUAGAGGAGACCGUCCAUUUUCAUAAUCCGUUCAGUUUUAGAAAAAAGCUCCACUAAGAAAAAAGUUAUGGCCAAAAAACGAGCGCGCGCGGCGUUCAACUGGAGGCAAAAUCUCACGGUUUACCCGCUGCCGCACGCUUUCUUUUUAAAUGUUUUUGCGCAUUUCUGAACCGUUUUCGAAUCGGUUUUUUGUUCUGAGAGGUUGUCCGGACUGAGCCUCAUGUUUUGGUAUGAUUCUUUUGUACAAUCCUCAUAAGAAUUUUUGAUAAAAUAUCAAAAAACUACUUAGAAAAAAGGUCAGAAGGAAUUUUCAGCUUAUUUUUCUUUUUCUAAUCAGAAAAAUUAUUAUCAUUUGGUUUGGAAAAAAGAAAAAAUGAAAAAUAAUGUUAUUUCGAAAUAAAACAGGAAAAUGUGUAAUUUGACUCCAAAAAACGGCUCCUGCAACAUUUAAAAGUGCGCAUCGGUGUGUUUGACGCAAACACAGCUACGAAUGCUUGCACGAUUUCUUCCAAAAAUUUCAAAAAAAUUGCCAUUUUUUUCGAGGUUUUCAAAGCCGUUAUUUUUUCGCGUCGUUUGAUUUUUUUCAUAAUUUUUUUCAUUGAUAGAGUUUUUGAACGCUUAACAACAUAAUCAAAAAGUAUAGACGCGAUCCUAUUCUCUCAUGCGUCAACGAGGCAGGCGAAAAAAGGAGGUUUUGGUAAAAUCCAAAUAUAAUUUGAUUCACUGUCCCAAUAAUUAUUUUCAUUUUGAAUUUUUGUUUGUGAGCACAUUUUGAGUUUUCAAUUCAAAUAAAAAGUAUACCAUGUCGCUGAAAUUUUUUCGUAUUUCAGCUUCAAAGUUUGGUGUCACUUUACAAGCUUCGAUUUUUUUUUCGCGUCGUUAGUUUUUUUUAAAUUUUUUUAUUCAAAAAAUAAAGAAAGUGUUAAUGUAUAACAUACUCAAAAUUCGGAAGCGUUCCUCACUUGGUUUUCAGAAACGCGACGAUUUUGUGAAACUUGUCAGUUUUUCGUGUUAAAUGUUACUUUUUCGCUUAUUUUUGAAAAAUACAUAGUUUUAAAAACAUUCAGUCUUGUAGAGCGUUGUCGAUUACAUAGAUUAACAGAAACAGUUUAUUUUGAAAGUGGAACUUUAGCUAGUAUAAACGCCUCAAAACCGUUUUUGCAACAAAAAAAUCGUCAUUUUGGUGGCGUGAAGGGGCGGGGCUUUGCGCCCCCUAAAUAAAAGCUCUAUUUCAUGACUUGUUCUCUCCCAUAGAAAAAUUUUGAACUUCAUCAAAUUGGCGCCAAAACGCGUUGUAACCGCUUCGCACCCGAACUGCAGGUGCCGCUCUGGUUUGAUGCACUUUGCGCGGCGGAUUUAGAGGGCGGGGACUCCCCAUGCGCCUUUAAUAAGAGCUUUAUUUGAUGAAUUGUUUUCGCCCAUGGAAAGGUUCCGAAUUUUUUAAGAAGCGUCCAAAAGCGUCGCAACCGCUUUGCGCAAUAACUGCGAAUGCCGAAUUCAAAAAUCUGCGUUAUCAAAUCUUUUUGACUUCAGGAAUGAUCUCCUUCGUCCGCUACGACUACAAACGACGUGACGUCUUGGAGAAGGAGCUCAAAGAGAAGGAGUUGAAACAGAAAGGCGAGCCGUCGCAGCUUUUCGUCGGCACCAGCCGCACUCUUCGCAAUAAAGCUGCAUAA